AUGUCAGGUCGUACGCCAAGUUUUAUUGUUGUUGGUCUUGUGAUUAUUAUGUUCCUUCUUGGUAUUUUUUAUAUGUCAUGUUCAUCAAAAAACUCUGAAUUACGAUCAUCCGUUGAACAAUUUGAAGAUCGUAUUCGUUCGUUAACAUUAAAAAAUAGUGAUUUAGAUAAGAGAAUUGAAAGCAUUAAUUCACGUAAACAUGAACUUGAAGAAGAAAAAUUAAAUAUUCAAAAACAAAUGGAAAAAAAAGAUUCAGAAAUAAAUGAUCUUAAUACCAAAUUAAAUGAAAAAAUAGCUGAUCUUCAAAGUCUUAAAACAGAUAAAAAUAUACUUGAUGAACAAUUGAAAGAAUACAAAUCUAUGAAUAAAACACUUGUUUCAAAAGAUUCAUUAAUUCAACAAUUACAACAACAAUUAUACGAUCAAAAACAAACUGGUAAUGAUGCGAUAAAUCGAUUGAAACAAGAAUAUGAAACAUUGAAAAAUAGUCGACAAUCACGAGAUACUCAAGUGCCGGCUAAUAAUGAACAACAAAAUAAUUUUGCAAAUCCACCCGAACGUUUUCGACCAUUUAUCUCAAAUAAUCUAACAACUAAAAGUACAGCAUCGUUAUUUGAUAAUUCUUUGAAUAAAUUAAAUAAUUUAACAAAUGAAGUUAAAGAAAAAAUUAUUCCAGCUGCAUUAGAUGUUAAAGAUAAAGUUUUAGAUGCAGUUGGUUUAAAUACAAAAUCAUCAACUACUACUAUAGCAAAUGAACAACAACAACAAAUUCCGAUCCAUAAUAGAUAUAAUCAAGAAGUUGGUGGAAAUGUUCCAAUGCCGCCAUUAAAUAAUGAUACACGACAAUCAGCACAAAGUGCAUCCAAAUUUUCUGAUAAUCAUGAUCAAGAUCAAGGAGUCGUAGAUAAUUUACGAUAUCAACAACGUUCACAACGUUCAUUAAAUAAUUUAUUAAGUGAUAAUAAAACUGUCAAACUUUCUGAUAAUGAAGAGAAUGAUGAUGAAGAAGAACAAAAUGUAAAUUUAGAUAAUAUACGUGUACGUGAGCAUAAAAAAUCUCCAGAAGAUUCUGUGAAAAGAAAUGAUUUGGAAAAUGUUGAUGACGAUGAACCUGUUCAUGAUUUGCCAUCAGUAGCAUUGAAAAAUAAUAAUUAUCGUAUUGGUGAUCGUGAACAAGUUCGGGAAAAUCGAGGUCAUAUUCAACGAGAUCAACGGGUAGACAAUGGAGAAGAAGUAGAGAAUGAUGAUGAGAAUGACAUUCAAAGUGUUCAAAAACGAAAUGUUUCCUAA
Adineta steineri is the source of this 1290-nucleotide messenger RNA. The record is from the annotation of a GenBank genome assembly. Lineage: Eukaryota; Metazoa; Rotifera; Eurotatoria; Adinetida; Adinetidae.